Coccinella septempunctata (seven-spotted ladybird) is the source of this 1049-nucleotide messenger RNA. RefSeq names its product methionine aminopeptidase 1D, mitochondrial. The record is from RefSeq and is a predicted model, not a curated record. The transcript is spliced from 5 exons. Gene Ontology annotation, molecular function: metalloaminopeptidase activity. NCBI's taxonomy places the organism in Eukaryota, Metazoa, Arthropoda, Insecta, Coleoptera, Coccinellidae. Gene Ontology annotation, biological process: proteolysis. Bases 88 to 1008 code for a protein of 306 amino acids.
AAAAUCUAAUCUAAAGAAAUCAUAAAAAUCAACUACUCUUUAGCUUUCAUAUAUUUCUACCACUAUUUAAUAAUUGUUUUACAAAUAAUGCCUUCUAGAUCAUUUCUUGUUAACAGUGUAAAGUAUUUUUGUAAUGAGAGUAUUAAAUUUGGAAGAUAUAACUUAGUGAAGCCUGGAAAUGUUUCGAGGUCUCUCUCAAUUCCUGAGUGUAUACCAAAGCCAAGUUAUUACCUUACUGGUGUCCCUUCGGAAACUUUAAAUAGCAUAGACAUUAAAGACCACAAGCAAAUAUUACAAAUGAAAAAAGCUUGCAGAUUAGCAGCAAAUAUUCUGAAAAGCGUUAGCCAGCAUAUUAAAAUUGGACAAACUACAGAUGAAAUAGAUAAGUUCGUUCAUAAACUUACAAUAGAAAACAAAGCCUAUCCAUCACCUUAUAAUUAUAAACAUUUCCCUAAAUCCGUUUGUACAUCAGUCAAUAAUGUUGCGUGCCAUGGAAUUCCUGAUGAUAGGCCCUUAGAAGAUGGAGAUAUAAUUAAUGUAGAUAUAACGGUUUUCUUUGAAGGUUAUCAUGGAGAUUGUUCAAAAACAUUUUUAGUUGGAGAUGUGGAUGAAAUCGGAAUAAAUUUGGUAGAAUCGACAGAAGAAUGCUUAAAUAUGGCAAUUGAUAUGUGCAAACCUGGUCGAAGAUUUCGGGACUUGGGAGAAUUUAUAUCAAGGUCGGCAUGUUUGAUGGGAUAUACUGUUAUACCUGCUUUCAUAGGCCAUGGAUUGGGUACUUAUUUUCAUGGACCCCCUGAUAUUUAUCAUAUUGCAAAUGAUUAUCCAGGAGUAAUGGAAAAGGGAAUGACCUUCACAAUUGAGCCAGUUAUUGGCCAAGGAACUGAAAUGGUGGAGAUUUUGGAAGACGGAUGGACGGCUGUAACUGUUGACGGAUCUAGAACUGCCCAGUUUGAGCAUACUAUAUGUAUAACGAAUGAUGGAGCUGAAAUACUUACUCUACCAGAUUGAAAUUCUUUAUUGUACAGUGUUACUUAUUAAACGCUAUUGCG